Molecule: messenger RNA, 942 nt
Organism: Penicillium odoratum
Lineage: Eukaryota; Fungi; Ascomycota; Eurotiomycetes; Eurotiales; Aspergillaceae
Product: putative mannosylphosphate transferase (Mnn4)
Exons: 2
Coding region: 1-942 (313 amino acids)
Source: RefSeq, a predicted model, not a curated record
AUGCGGUGGCGAGCGCUGCUCCUGGCCGCCGUCCCUACACUCUGGUCUAUAGCGGCCACAGCCCUACCCAGCACAUAUACAGACACCAAUAAAGACCUAAAUAUCCGUCAAACCUCACCCUCGCUCGAAACAAGAUCCCAAAAAUGGACCGACCCAACCCUCACCGACCCCCUAUGGCUAAAAUACGGCCUAAACGCCUCUGCCGAAUAUAAAUACUUCCACGAACCAGGGCGCGACGACAUCCUCGGCCACUACGACACGCGCUUCUUCACAAGCCCCGUAGACGACACUGCCCGCGCCGAAACACUCACCCACAUGAUUCGCGCAUACCUAAAUUUCUUCAAUGAAAACGAGCUCGAAACCUGGAUCGCCCACGGCACCCUCCUAGGCUGGUGGUGGAAUGGCCAAAUCCUCCCUUGGGACUGGGACAUGGACACUCAAGUCCCGGAUACAACACUUGCAUACCUAGCGGAUCAUUACAAUAACACCAUCGUUGAAUAUACGGCCCCCGACUCACGAAAGAAGAGGCAGUAUCUUCUUGACGUGAAUCCGUGGGCGAGGCAGAGAGAUCAUGGACAGGGUCAUAAUAUUAUCGAUGCGAGAUGGAUUGAUAUCGAUACGGGCUUAUAUAUCGAUAUCACGGGUCUGAGUCGGUUGGAACCCGAAAAAGAGCCGGAGAUUUGGGGAUGUAAGAACUUCCACAAGUAUCAACUUGGAGAUAUUUAUCCGUUGAGGAGGACUUCUUUUGAGGGUGUGCAGGCUAAGGUGCCUUUUGGGUAUGAUAAGGUUCUGUUGAAGGAGUAUACGGAGAAGGCGUUGAUUAACACUAAAUUUCAUAAUCACACUUGGUUCCCUGAGUUGGCGGAAUGGAUCUCCGAUGAAGUUUUGGCCAAAAUGAGUGUCAAAAUUUCUAUCGAUACGGACGAGAGGCAGUAUGAGUAA